AUGCACUUUUCAAAAAUUAUUGCUGGUUCUGCUUUAUCUUCCGUUGCUUUAGCUGAAUUUCAAAAUGGAACUGUUACUACUCACGUAACUGCUACUGGCUACACUACUUACUGUCCUUAUCCAACUACUAUCACUUUGACUAUUUGUGAAGAAGAAAACAUUUGCACAAAGAGACCAAUUGUUGUUAGUGAACCAACCACAGUAACCGUUACAGAGCCAUGUAUUAUUUCUACUUCCUACGAAACUACCGAAGUCGUUGUCACUACUACUUUACCAAGCAGUCUUUCCCCAUCUAGUGUUGCUCCUGCCAAUGUCACAUCAUUUGAAGGUGCUGGUUCUAAGAACGUUGCUAGUGCUUUAGUUGGUGUGGUCGCUAUUGCUGCUGCCAUGAUGUAA
Molecule: messenger RNA, 396 nt
Organism: Candida albicans SC5314
Lineage: Eukaryota; Fungi; Ascomycota; Pichiomycetes; Serinales; Debaryomycetaceae
Gene: PGA26
Product: Pga26p
Exons: 1
Coding region: 1-396 (131 amino acids)
Source: RefSeq, a predicted model, not a curated record